Molecule: messenger RNA, 1755 nt
Organism: Aureobasidium namibiae CBS 147.97
Lineage: Eukaryota; Fungi; Ascomycota; Dothideomycetes; Dothideales; Saccotheciaceae
Product: ABC1 kinase family protein
Exons: 1
Coding region: 1-1755 (584 amino acids)
Biological process (GO): mitochondrion organization; lipid homeostasis
Cellular component (GO): mitochondrial inner membrane
Source: RefSeq, a predicted model, not a curated record
AUGAACGGGACGUCUGGAUGGGCUCGUUUGUUCAGGACUGCGGCGAGUCGAACGCCGUGGCUCCCGCGACCAGUCUCACACUCCUCAUGGACAUCUGCUGUUCGACCGAGCCAUCUUCUCAAGAAGCGCGCAUAUGCCACCGAGGCCGCCCCUCCGAAGCCCCCUAAGUCGCCCAAGUCCCGCAGACGCCUGUAUGUCGUCGGUGGCAUAGUCCUUGCCGCCACGGGCGCUGUCGCUGUCAGCGACGAUGCCCGCUACAUCUGGAUCGCUGCCCAGCGUACUGGAAGGGUCGUCAGCACCCUCGCCCUCAACAUAAACGACUACCGCCGCACCCUCAACCAGUACGAUGCUUUGCCCGAACCCGACUACCAGGCUCUCCUCAAAGACUGUCACCAGCGCUGCGCUGACCGCACGCUGAUCGUAUUGCAAAAGAAUGGCUCUAUCUUCGUCAAGUUGGGGCAACAUCUUAGCAGCAUGAACUACCUCCUGCCUGCCGAGUGGUGCGACACCUUCAUUCCCUUACAAGACCAGUGUCCAGUGUCUUCGAUGGAGAGCGUCGAGGCCAUGGUACUCAAGGAUACCGGAAACACCCUGUCACACUAUUUCUCCGAGUUCGAGACGAAUCCAAUUGGUGCGGCCUCUCUGGCCCAAGUUCACCGUGCUAUCCUGCGCGAAACUGGCGAACGCGUCGCUGUCAAGGUCCAGCACCCUGCUCUUGACGAGUGGGCCACCCUCGACCUGGCUCUCACCCGCUUCACCUUCCGUACCCUCAAGCGUUUCUUCCCGGAAUACGAUUUGACCUGGCUGAGUGAUGAGAUGGACGAGAGUUUGCCGAAAGAGUUGGACUUUGCUCUUGAGGGCUCUAAUGCCGAACUCGCCCGCAAGUAUUUCGCCCAAGUCGCAUAUCUACCCGUCAUUAUUCCCAGAGUCCACUGGGCCCAGCGCCGCAUUCUUGUCAUGGACUACGUCACUGGUCGCAGGCCUGACGAUCUGGCCUAUCUUGACGCCAACAACAUUGACCGCGACGAAGUCUCUGCUGCUCUUGCGCGUAUCUUCAACGAGAUGAUCUUUGGCAAGGACGCCCCUUUGCACUGCGAUCCCCAUGGUGGCAAUAUUGCUGUUCGUCUGAAUACCUCUAAACGUGCUCCCAACAACUUUGACAUCAUCCUGUACGAUCACGGUCUGUACCGCGUGCCUGACAAUACCCUUCGUCGCAGCUACGCUAAGCUAUGGCUUGCUGUUCUGGACGCUGAUGAGCCACGCAUGCGCCAAUAUGCAAAAGAGGUGGCCGGCAUCAACGAUGAGCAGUUCCCCCUGUUUGCCUCUGCAAUCACUGGCCGCGAUUACCGCGUUGUCACAAAGAGCGUAGCGACAUCAAGAACAGAUGAGGAGAAAGAGGCCAUCUCAGACGCGUUAGGUGACGGCAUGCUCGAGCAGCUCGUUCAGCUCUUGGGCCAAGUGCCUCGUGUCAUCCUUCUCAUCCUCAAGACCAACGAUCUCACUCGUAGUCUCGACGAGAACCUGCAUACCCGCCAGGGACCCGUCCGCACCUUUAUGAUUCUAGCACGUUAUGCCGCUCGUGCAGUUUAUGAAGAAAAGAUGGAGAUUUUGUCUGCUGCUGGAUUUGGCCCCAGAAGGCUCUGGCGCAGGUUCACUGCCUGGGCCGAUUUUGCCCGCAUCGAGUUCAAACUCUCUGCAUUCGAGACGUGGCUCAACAUCAAGAGAUUCCUGGGCAUGCAGCCCACGAUUAUCUAG